GAUCCGAACACUGGCACGAGGGAUCCGAACACCGCUGUGCUGGAACAUAAACAUUGAUCAGCAGGUGGUGGCGGGGGACGUGUUGCUGAGUGCCCGCACUACUGCUGCUGCUGCUUUUGCUGAGUGCUGACUUGAGGUUUAAGAAUUUGUAUUGCCUUCCAAGACUUAAAACAAGACAACAAAAAGUGCAAUGGCCAACCAUGCCAAUGCUAUGAACAAGGUCAAGAUCCUGGUUGUUGGAGACUCAGGAGUGGGAAAAUCGUCUUUAGUUCAUCUCAUAUGUCAUGGACAGUCUCUCAGCAAUUCAUCUUGGACAAUUGGCUGUAGUGUGGAAGUUCGUGUUCACGAGUAUCGUGAAGGAACACCAAGUCAGCGGCCAUAUUUUGUGGAGCUCUGGGAUGUUGGUGGAAGCAACUCUCAUAAGAAUGCUCGACAUGUGUUCUACAAUCCAGUCCAUGGCAUCAUUCUUGUACACGAUCUGACCAAUCGAAAAUCGCAGCAAAAUCUUCGUCGCUGGUUGUCUGAAAUUCUGCUUCGGGAAGGGGGUGGGACGAAAUCUCGAACUCCAUUAGCAGAUGACUUUGAUGCAGAACUAUUUGGAGGGUUUUCUCAGGUAUAUGGAUUGAAAAAGCUGCCAGUAUUUGUUGUUGGAACAAAACAAGACCAAAUUAGUGAAUUUCGGACAUCUGGAAGAGUAAGGAGCUCGUCUAUUGCUGAUGAAUGUUCUGCUGAUGAGAUAAAUGUAAACACAUUUGAUCAACGCUCUCUUGCACCAGGCUCCAGCAAUGCAGUCAGACUAUCUCGUUUCUUUGAUAAAGUCAUUGAAAGGCAGCAAACGACGACCUCAAGGACCGAUGGAGCAUUUUCAUAUCUUGAAAGAGAGAACCCUAUGUACAGAAGAAAUAAAAGUACAUCUACUUUUAUUGUUACUAGCUAAAUGAUCUGGGUAUUUUGUUUCAAGAUUUUCCUGAAGUAAUAGUUUUAACAUUUUGUAUUCAGUCUAGCAAUACAUGUACUGUUUAUAGUGACUGAUACCAUACAGAGAAUAGUGUGUGUAUAUUGUAACUGAUACCAUACAGAGAAUAGUGUGUGUGUAUAUAGUGACUGAUACCAUACAUAGUGGUGUGAGUAUAGUCACUGAUACCAUACAGAGUAGUGUGUGUGUAUAGUAACUGAUACCAAACAGAGAGUACAGUAUGUGUACAUGAUGACUGAUCAAUACAUAUACAGAGAAUACAGUAUGUGUACAUGAUGACUGAUCAAUACCAUACAGAGAAUACAGUAUGUGUACAUGAGGACUGAUCAAUGCACAUACAGAGAAUACAGUAUGUGUACAUGAGGACUGAUCAAUACCAUACAGAGUACAGUAUGUGUACAUGAGGACUGAUCAAUACACAUACAGAGAAUACAGUAUGUGUACAUGAGGACUGAUCAAUACACAUGCAGAGUACUGUAUGUGUAUAUAGUGACAUGACAGGAUAGAUGUACUAAAGUGUGUGGAAGGGAAAAUCAAAGUAGAUAAAGGGUUAUUAGGAAGUGACCAUGUUAGAGUGCAGGAUAUUGUGCUGAGAAGAGCCUAUAUGUAGCAUUAUCCAGUAAGUUGUGAUUACCUUAACUUAUGGAGGCAAGAGCUCACCCAUAUAAUUGUUUUAUUCAGUGGUGAGAAAUCUGAAUAAUCUGGCUAUCUUACAAGAAAGGAAAGUUUUCUAAUUUAUUAAUAAAUAAGGAUGAACC
Molecule: messenger RNA, 1734 nt
Organism: Procambarus clarkii (red swamp crayfish)
Lineage: Eukaryota; Metazoa; Arthropoda; Malacostraca; Decapoda; Cambaridae
Product: rab-like protein 3
Biological process (GO): intracellular protein transport
Cellular component (GO): endomembrane system
Molecular function (GO): GTPase activity
Source: RefSeq, a predicted model, not a curated record